Cannabis sativa is the source of this 1314-nucleotide messenger RNA. Its product is annotated as agamous-like MADS-box protein AGL82. Gene Ontology annotation, molecular function: RNA polymerase II cis-regulatory region sequence-specific DNA binding; DNA-binding transcription factor activity, RNA polymerase II-specific; protein dimerization activity. The transcript has a single exon. The coding region runs from base 83 to 1153 and encodes 356 amino acids. Lineage: Eukaryota; Viridiplantae; Streptophyta; Magnoliopsida; Rosales; Cannabaceae. Gene Ontology annotation, biological process: positive regulation of transcription by RNA polymerase II. The record is from RefSeq and is a predicted model, not a curated record.
ACACAUAGUACUUACCAACUAUCCACAGAAAAUAUACUUGGAAAAGACAACAUUUACAAACAAAAUCCAAGAUAUUUAUUUUAUGAUGGCUAGAAGAAAAAUACGACUUGCAUGGAUUGAAAACAAGACAGCAAGAAAAGCGAGUUUCAGGAAAAGGCGAGCAGGGCUAUUGAAGAAGAUGAAAGAACUCAUAACCCUAUGUGGAAUUAGUGCUUUCAUCAUCAUCAACAAUCCUGACGAGUUGGGUCCUCCAAUAAUUUGGCCAUCAAUGGAGGAGGCCCGUGAGCUCUACCAGCGAUUUAGAAGUGUACCUGAUGUAGAGAGGUGCAAGAAGAUGAUGAACCAAGAGGAUUAUCUACGAGAGCGCUCUGGGAAAAUGGAGGAACAGAUUCGGAAGUACCACAAGCAAAACCAGGAGAACUUAACCUCACACAUCUUAGCCCAAAUAUUCGGUCAAGGCAAGCCCCUGACUGAGCUCAUGUCGAAUGAACUCGAUAGUGUCAUUUGUGUGUUGGAGAAUUAUUUAAAGGAGGUUAAGAUGAGGAUCCAUUAUUAUAAUCUGAUGGUUGGUAAUCAAUCACCUGGAAGCUCCUCUAAUGUCCCUCCUCCACUCAUUCCUGACCAAUCUAAAGGAAAGGAAGUAUCUUGGGAGUCUUGUUUCUCUGGGAUCCUAGUUAAUAAUAAUAUUAACAAUGUUCUUCUGAUGAAUAACGUGGAGAAGCAAGUGCCAGAUCAUCGUCAAUAUUUUGUUGGUGGUACUAGUCACGGUUCUACCUUUUUCAGUAUUGCUGCUAAUAAUGUUGUUUAUCCUAAUUAUUAUGGUUUAGGGAGAAAUUGCAGUACAACUGGAUUUCACAUUCAACCAUAUAUGAUGAAUAAUCAAAAUUUAUUUGGCCAUGCUAUCUCUAAUGACCAAAAGGAUUUGGUUAAUUUUUCUCAGCAAGUGAAUUUUGAAGGAAGUAGCAUUACAUCGUCUCAACCAGAUACUCAUUUAGGGCAAAUUAAUCUUGAAUCUGGUAGAGUUAAUUAUGAACAUGUGGAAAUGGAAGUUCAAUCUGGUCAAGGUGACAUUAUUAUGGCUGAGAAUCACAACAAUGGAGAUAAUACUGGUAAUAUUACUAGUGUUAAUAUUGUUGAUGGAAAGAAACCUUAGUUUGGGGCCCUAUUGGAAAGAAUAUGCUAGAUUUCUCUAAUGAAUAAAUUGUUAUUCCUAUUUUAAAAGGUUGUAUUUAAUUUCAAUCCAUUAUAUGGGAAAUAUCAUUGUAAUAAGAUAUCUUUUUCAAUAGAAAAUGAGAUAAUAAUAUUCAUAUUGGU